UGCCGCAGCCGCAGUUUCCGCGGGAUGGGGCGUCGUGGUCCAUUUCUCGCGCCACCGUCUCCCCUCCAGAAACGUCACGGAGUCAGCCGCUGCAGGAGUGUGUGUUGGUCGCCGUCCGGGUCAACACCUCCCUCCUUCAGUGUUCCCCCGCCGCGGUGUGAGAGAUCGCUCGCCACUCGCCUGCUCGCCUGCUCGCCUGUCUCAGUUGUGCUCAGGCAGUGAAAGUGGGAGGAUGUGUGCCGCGGCCCUCUGUACCUGACGAGGAGCCUUCACCGCCGAGCCUGCCUACCUGCCUGCCUGCCUGCCUUGUGUUGUGUAGGGGUCCGCGGCGCUUCAGUUCGGCAGACAGGAUGGUCGUAAUGGUGUGCUGCCGCGCCUCGUGACCCAGUACUGGCCAGCGCCACCCACACCAGGCACUGGGACUGACUGGGACCUCCCAUACUCAACUGUGACACCCUCCCUCUCUCUCUCUCCCCCUCCCUCCUUCUAACUGUCUCUCCUACCACCUUCUCUCCCAUAAUAUCUCUUUAAGUGUGUAUAUUUGUCAUCACACACUCCCUCUCCUUCUCCCUCUCCCUGUGUCUCAGCCUCUCCUUCCCUCCCAGUCUCCCAGUCUCCUCCGUUGUGUCUCUCCCAUAGUCCCUCUUUUUGUGGGUCUCUUAUAUCUGACCUGCUUACUCGCGAGUGUUCCACAUGAAGAGACCCAGAACACGUUGUUAGCACCACCCUCCAUCCUCUGUGUGUGCGUGUGUGCGUGUGUCAGUGCGUGGCCCUCGUCUGGCCCUACAGUGACCCAUGGUGCCGCCAGCCCCAGCCCAUGCCGCCCCUCGUGCCGCCCUACACUCGGUGCUGAUGGCGUGGUGGCUGCUGGCGGUGAUGGUGCUGCUGCUGAUGCUGGUGCCCCUGCCUCUAGUCUCCGCCUACAGCCUACACCCUCGCGCCCUUGGAAUCUACGGUUCUGAGUCAGGGGAGCGACGCCUGAAGAUCGAGCCCCGGGGAUGCGACGUAGUGGGCAUCGUGGAGGGGAAGGAAGUGCGGCGCGGCUUAUGCAUGUUCAACUUUGAGUGCUUCCAGCGAGGGGGACGAGUUGUGGGGGCAUGCAUUGACGGCUUCCUCUUCGGCGCCUGUUGUUUGAAAGACGAUGAGGAGCUGGCAGGAGGAGGCGGUGAAGGAGGCUUAGUGACGGUGACGAAGGGCCCAGUGGAUGUGAAAAAAGAGGUAGAAGAAGGAAGCUUGACAGUGAAGGAUGAGAUAGUGAACGAAGGGCCUAUGAGGACUAACUUGAAGGAGGAGGAAAUGACAGGUGUUGAAGGAAGCUUAGCAGUGACAGAGGGAGCAGGAGACGUGAGAGAGGAGGUAGUGGAUGGUGAACCUGAGAGGACUAAGCUGGAGAAGGAGGAGGAGAAAGGAGAGGUUCCCCAAGGUGUCUCUGGCGGAAAAGUACCAGAGGACACAGUGAAAGACUCUGGAGAUGAUGAGAAAGACCCCUUGAGUGUGGCAGAGGUCCCCAGCGAGGCAGUGAACGAGGGAGAUGCCAGUGUUGUGUUGCCAGGAAUAGUAGAAGUGACAGAUGUGGCUAUAACAGGUCCCCUCCACACCACGAGCCACACACCCGCCACUGAGGCCACUACGCAAUCAUCUACUACUCGUACCUCCACUAAGGGCGUGACUGCGAAUCAGGACACCACUCCAACGGCGACAGAAGCUCAGGAAGAUGAAACCACCACUAUAAUCCCUGAUUCUGAAAGCAUAACUGAGGCUGUUCCCGUCAUGACACUCCCUGAUGACCACGAGGGGAUGUCCACACUAGCUGAAGGGUUCGAUGUCACCUUACUGGAUGACCACACUACAGAAGCCCAACGGAGCUCCUCGCGUCUACCACCUACCACACCUCUGUCUCACCCACCACGCCUGUCCUCCCACACUUACUUACACCCAGUCACUCCUAAACCUAUUGACAUCCUGGCAGAGACAAACUUUAAUUUCUCAGUUCUCACGACCACUCAAGCUCCGACCACCGCCCCGACCACCACCCAGCCACGCUCCACCUUCGCGCCACGACCUGCUAUGUUUCGCCCUAAGCCCCACAGGACGACCACCACCAGGACACCACAGGACGCUACUCAAACGACUAUUACGACGCCAAUGGUGAUAGACAGAACAACACCAGGUGAUUUUUCUACGACGUCACUCCCCACUACUACUGAGAACGCGCAGGACGACCACUGGACGACCCCGGAAACUACUGGGGACGCUCCUAUGCAAACGUGGACACUCUCCCCACAACAACCUAUCAUGGAAAUCAGGCCACAGACGCUUCCUACAACGACCGCCUCUGAAACGACUACUACUCAAGACGACGACUCCCUUCUCUUCUGGACUCUCUCCCCGCAGCCUCCCAUCGCCAACGCACGACCACACACCACCACAGCCCCCGAUAAGGACGACCCACUUGCCUUCUGGACGACCAAACCACCGAUGCAGCCACAACGACCCAACACACGCAUCCCUGAGGACCUGGACCCAAUGCUGACAUGGACGACCACCCCCACACCACGACCACAGGGGCUGGACGACCACGACCUCUACUUGGAGCCUGUGGUCGUGCCUGGGGACGUCCUGCAGCAUAUAACCGGGGACCUACUGGAACGACAACCGAACACUACGACCACAAGAACGACCAGGGGAACGACUUCACGACCCUGGGCCUCUUCUACGUACACUAUCAACACCAUUUCUUACCCACAGCACAGUGACAACACCAUAGUGCGGCCCAACACCACUAGCACCAUUAACACCACUACCAUGACCCCUCAGACAACCACUAGACGCAGUAAGCCACCUAAGAGAAGGAAAACCACAACUACCACCACCACCACGACCCCAGCGCAUCCCUUCCCGUCCCUGGCCACCACCACACGCCCGCCACCCACCACAGACGCCCCCAUCUCGCCCAUUGAUCAAUUUAUUGUGGACUUCAUCAAUUCAUCGCCCCCUGAAGAAGAAUUUACCACUACUACUGUGACUCCUGAACCUCCGCCGCCAAUAGAUCUUGAGCUACUGACGCAGCUCUUCAAUCUCAGCAACAUCAUACCCGGAGAGGAAGGGUUUCUGCCUCCCCUCCCUUCACUCACCCCUCCCACCACCACUACUACCACUACCACCACCACCACCACUACUCCCAGACCACGCCCUACCACCACCACCACUACUACCACCACUACCAGGAGACGACCAAGACCCACCAAGCGACCUCCCACCACUCUCCCAAGUGUACGAUUACCACUUCUGACUACCACCAAACCUACUACGACUACUACGACCACUACCACGACUACUACGACUACUACCACGACUACUACGACUACUACACCAACGACGACGACUCCUGAGUGGAAUUACAGGACGACGUGUGGGGUGCGGCCGCUGGCAAGGGAGGGGCGCAUUGUCAACGGGGAGCUGAGUGACUAUGCAGAGUGGCCGUGGCAAGCCCUCGUCAAGGAGUCCACUUGGCUGGGCAUCUUCACCAAGAACAAGUGCGGUGGUGUGCUGCUCAACAGGCGCUAUGUCCUUACUGCCGCCCACUGCCAGCCAGGCUUCCUGGCAUCGCUCAUUGUAGUGCUUGGGGAAUAUGACCUUUCUGACGACUAUGAGCCAAAGAGGGUACAGCGGAACGUGAAGCGAGUGGUGGUGCAUCGUGGGUACGUGGCCAAGACCUUCGACAACGACCUGGCAUUGCUGGAGAUGGAGCGGCCGGUCACUUACGAUGAACACAUAGUCCCCAUCUGCAUGCCCAAGGGGAACGAGGAGAUAGUGGGCCAGAUGGGAUAUGUCACAGGCUGGGGUAGACUGUCUUAUGGAGGCCCAGUGCCCGCCAAGCUGAACGAGGUGGCCCUGCCUAUCAUAGAGAACCAUGAGUGCCAGAAGUGGUUCAACGAGGCUGGACACCCCAAGAAAAUCAAACCUGAGUUCUUCUGUGCUGGAUACAAGGAAGGGAGGAAGGAUUCAUGUGAGGGCGACAGUGGAGGGCCCCUGUCAAUACGGGGAGAAGACGGACGCUGGAUUCUUGCAGGCACAGUCUCCCACGGGAUCAAGUGUGCUUACCCUAACCUUCCCGGCGUGUACAUGCGCAUGACUUACUACAAACCGUGGAUACGCAGCAUAAUUAAUUGACCACCGUCGUCUCGUAGGAUCUGAAAUGUACCAUAGUGAGUUUCAUGUUGCGUCACGUUGUUGUUGUUGUAUCUUGUAUAGUUGUACGUAUGUAAUAAUUUGUAGUGAUAGCGGUGGUGUAUGUAGAGAGAUUGAGGGAGGGUGUUGAUGUUGUUGGUGGUGUUGUUGGUGGUUGUAUUAUAGUGAAUUUGUGUAGUGUACAGUGAGCCCUGGUUUGCUCAGGUGUGUGUGUGUGUGUGUGUGUGUGUGUUUAGAUGAGGAAAACAAUAAAUUAAUAAAGGGAUAGAAUGAGUGAAGUAUUAUUAAGAAUAGAAAAGAAACUAAAGGAACAAAUAAUGAAUGAAAAUUAAGAGAAUAAAGAAAAGAUGAAAAUGUGAAAGGAAAAAAAAACAGAACACAGAGAAACAUAUUUUUCUGUUGAUAAUGCAGAAAACUUGUUAACAUGUCACCAUCCUUAAAACCCGUGUCACUUCAACUAGAGGCCUCUGAAAAUUGUGAAGUUUCUUUGUCUAACGCGACCAUUUCAAAGACCAGAGACGAUUAGUCAAGUUGUAAAGAUUGUUUUUCCAGUUGAUAAUGCAGAAAACUUGUUAACAUGUCGCUAGAAUCACAGAAACACCUUUCAAAACCCGUGUCACUUCAUCUAGAACCCUUUGGAAACAGUGAAGGUGGUGCCACGCGGAAGUGUUUCAGUGAUAAGCAAUGUAUCCUAACAAAUUGUGGUCAAUAAACUACUACUACUACUAUGUGUGACGUCGGUGUGUGAAGGAAAUGUAACUCACUCUCACCCCACAAACUAUCGUGUCCCGAGUGAGUGAGUGAGUGAGUGAGUAAGUGAGUGACUUCCCUCAUGGUUUCACUAGUUCGUUCGUGUUAGUGGUUAUUAUUAUAUUUAUCUAUUUAUUCAUGUUUCUAGGUGUGUGUGUGUGUGUGUGUGUGUGUGUGUGUGUGUCAAUGAUAGCAGAACCUUUCCUUUAUAUUUUUUCCCCUUUAUGCUUGUUUUGCCUCAGUGAAAUAAGAGAAGAAGGAAAAUAAACAACAAAAACAAAUGAGGCUAUGAAUAAAAUGUGACAAAUCUCCCCAUGUGUAUGUACUGUGUAUGUACUGUGUGUGUGUGUGUGUGUGUGUGUGUGUGUGUGUGAAUGGACGGGGGUGGAUGGGAAGGGUGUUUAAGGGAUGGGCAGUAGAGAAGUGAAAAAAAAAAAAAUGAGGAAACAAAUGCAUAAGAAAAGAUAAUUUAUUGGAGAGAGAGAGAGAGAGAGAGAGAGAGAGAGAGAGAGAGAGAUAUGUAUGAUGAGA
Molecule: messenger RNA, 5472 nt
Organism: Portunus trituberculatus (swimming crab)
Lineage: Eukaryota; Metazoa; Arthropoda; Malacostraca; Decapoda; Portunidae
Product: serine protease filzig-like
Biological process (GO): proteolysis
Molecular function (GO): serine-type endopeptidase activity
Source: RefSeq, a predicted model, not a curated record